This is a messenger RNA of Drosophila kikkawai, 2252 nucleotides long. RefSeq names its product Heparan-alpha-glucosaminide N-acetyltransferase (gene Hgsnat). The record is from RefSeq and is a predicted model, not a curated record. NCBI's taxonomy places the organism in Eukaryota, Metazoa, Arthropoda, Insecta, Diptera, Drosophilidae.
GCUGCUGUUGCUUUUAGUGUUUUUUUGUUGUUGUUAGUGCCACUUGCGAUUUUGUGUUUUUAUUGCGCACUCGAAAUUGUUUUGUUAUUUAGAGCUCCGAGCUUGUGCUAACCAUAAUGUCGAUGGCGAAUUCAGCUUAGUUAGUCGCUCGCCGUGUGCGUGUGUGUGCGGGCAUAGAGUUUUCCCCCCGAGCGUUGUGUGUGUGUGUAAAGAGUGCAAGUUAAUGCAAGUUAUUGCAAGUUUGCAGUUGCAUUUGUUUUAUGUUUUUUUGUUUUUGUGCAAAUGUAAUUUAAAAAAAUGUCGCUAUUCGUGGAAUACACAGAGCCGCAGUGGCGGAAUCUAGAUAUGCGAGCCCUGUCCGUGGACGAGGCCUACCUGUACUUGGCGUCGCACUUCCCGGAGCGCACAUACCUGUACACACUGUCCGACGAGUGCUAUACGUGCCCAUACACCAAAGUGAAAGCUCUGCCCGCAGACGACGACGAACCGUUACGUUUGAGCUCUGCAUAUGCGCUAAAUUUCAAAAUAUUCGAACACGAUCAGGGUCACUAUGCCUACGACAAUGUCUCCUCGCUUUGCUGGCUGCGUCGCACUGACCUGCAGGAGUUUGGAGUCUACAACUUGACCCUGGAUGCCAAUGGUACCUGCGCCUUUGCCGUGGACAAACCGGGAGUGCCCAUCAAUUACGCAUUCCUGGCCGUCUUCGUUCUGGUUGCCGCUUUGCUAAUCUUGCUGAAGCUGGCUAGCUGCGCCUGGCGGUGUUAUCGCUACGAUGAGGCCGACGCUGCCGCCGACAGCAUUGGAGCAGCUGCUGCCAAGGCAACGCAAAGGAAGCGCCUGCGCAGCCUGGACACCUUUCGGGGCCUUUCCAUUGUCCUGAUGAUCUUUGUGAAUAGCGGCGGCGGCGGCUACACCUGGAUCGAGCAUGCUGCCUGGAAUGGCCUUCACCUGGCCGACCUGGUCUUUCCGUCCUUCCUCUGGAUCAUGGGCGUCUGCAUUCCGCUUUCCGUAAAGUCUCAGCUCUCGCGCGGCAGCAGCAAGUCCAGGAUUUGCCUGCGCAUCUUGUGGCGCUCAAUCAAGCUUUUUGCCAUUGGCAUCUGCCUCAACUCGAUGAGUGGCACGAAUCUGGAGCAACUGCGUCUCAUGGGCGUACUGCAACGCUUUGGCGUGGCAUUCCUGGUCGUUGGCAUCUUGCACACGCUGUGCAGCCGCCGGGAGCCUAUAAGUCCGCAAAGCUCCUGGCAACGGGCCGUGCAUGAUGUCUGCCUGUUUAGCGGUGAGCUGGCCGUGCUGCUGGCCCUAGUGGCCACUUAUUUGGGGCUGACCUUUGGCCUACGCGUGCCUGGCUGUCCGCGGGGAUAUCUGGGACCCGGCGGCAAGCACGAUUACAAUGCAAAUCCCCAGUGCAUUGGAGGAGCUGCGGGCUAUGUGGAUCUCCAGGUGCUGGGACAGGCGCACAUCUAUCAGCAUCCGACGGCCAAGUAUGUCUACGACUCCACGGCCUUCGAUCCGGAGGGUAUUUUCGGCUGCAUCCUGAGCGUGGUGCAGGUGCUGCUGGGUGGCUUUGCCGGCCUGACACUGCUGGUGCAUUCCACCUGGCAGUCACGCAUUCGUCGCUGGCUGGUCCUGGCCAUCCUGCUGGGCCUCAUCGGCGGCGCUCUGUGCGGUUUCUCACGUGAGGGCGGCGCCAUACCGGUGAACAAGAAUCUCUGGUCGCUGUCCUUUGUCUGCGUCACCGCCAGCCUGGCCCUGGUGAUCCUCUCGCUGCUCUAUUACUUUAUAGACGUCAGGGAGAGGUGGAGCUGGUCGGGUUAUCCCUUUACCGAAUGCGGCAUGAAUGCCAUUGUGAUGUAUGUCGGCCAUUCGGUGAUGCACAAAAUGCUCCCUUGGCACUGGCGAAUCGGACCGAUGAACACGCACUUUAUGCUCCUGCUGGAGGCCACCUGGAACACCCUAGUCUGGGUGGGCAUAGCCCUGUAUCUGGACGCCCGCGAGUUCUACUACAGCCUGUAAAGCACAAAAUAUAUGUGCAUAUAUCCACUUGCCAAAUAAUUUAGCCUUUUGUACAUACAUUGUGAUUUUUACGGAUUUCCAACGACGAAUUUUCCAUCAAGGCACAAAUCAUAAUAAAUAUUUAGUAUUUGUAAAUUAACAGAAAAGUUUUCGUUGCAAGAGAGCGAGAGGUACAUAUAUUAAAUACCAGUUUUUAAAAGUCAAGUAGUCUUGAUUUUGGGUUUUGAAAAAUUAUAUUA